AUGAAGCUGUUCACUCCCAUCACUCGUUUCCUGUCCCUCGUUGCACUAUCCUCCCACCUUGCACAAUCCCUGCCACACCUUCCGGACCAGGUAAACUGGAAUCUCAAUCAAAAUCAGACCGCGACAGAUCCCCUGGACUACGCGGGUCAGUGGGAUGGCCACUCGUAUCACCCCUCCCCAGAGAACUGGCGGUUCCCUUUUUACACAAUCUUCCUCGAUAGAUUCGUCAAUGGCGACCCCAGUAACGACGAUGCAAACGGAACGCAGUGGGAACACAUCCUGACCUCCAACCAGUUCCGCCAUGGUGGCGAUGCGCUUGGUUUGAUGGAUACCUUUGAUUACCUGCAGGGCAUGGGGAUUAAGGGUCUCUAUCUUGCCGGAACACCAUACAUCAACUUUCCUUGGGGUGCCGAUGGGUACUCCCCGCUUGACCUGACUCUGAUGGACCAUCACUACGGAACGAUCGAGGACUGGCGCACAAUGAUAUCCGAGGCUCAUCAGCGGGGGAUGUAUGUGUUGUUUGAUAAUACCUUUGGAACAAUGGGAGACCUCGUCGGUUUCCAAGGUUACUUGAACAGGUCCGCGCCGAUCAAUCCCAAUGAGUACGACUAUGUAUGGAAGUAUGACCGUCGGUACUGGGACUUUCAGCCGGGAAAUCAAAUCGAGGCAGAAUGUCCCUGGGAGUAUCCUCGGUUCUGGGAUGACGACGGAACCGGCUUGACCACCACCACCCUUGGCCCUUCAUGCCGCAAUAGCGAAAUUGAUCAGUACGGAGAAGUGGCUGCCUUCGGAAACUACACUGAAUGGGAAGGGCAGAUUGCCAAGUUCGCAUUCGUGCAGGAUCGUUUGCGCACCUGGCGGCCAGAUGUUCUGGCAAAGAUCAAACACUUUUCGUGUCUGACCAUCAGCAUGCUGGAUAUCGAUGGAUUCCGUGUGGACAAAGCUCUGCAAGUGACCCUGGACAAUCUUGGCGAGUGGUCCGAGUCCGUGCGGGAAUGCGCCCAGCAGCUGGGCAAAGACAAUUUCUAUAUUCCGGGAGAAAUCGUGUCGGGGAAUGCCUUUGGCUCGCUGUACAUCGGUCGCGGUCGCCAGACCAAUCAAACCAGCUCCAACAUCACCGAAGCGUUUAUGAUGACCAACAAGACAGACAAGUCAGACGAAGAUCUCUUCUUGAGACCUGCUGAGCAAUCCGCGUUGGACGGGGCGGCCUUCCACUACACCUUGUACCGUGGCCUGAGUCGGUUUCUAGGUCUGGAUGGCGUCUACGCCGCUGAAGGUGACCCGCCCGUCAAUUUCGUCGAAACCUGGAAUGGACUUGUCCAGACCAAUGAUAUGGUCAACACGAAUACCGGCAAGUUCGAUCCUCGUCAUCUCUUUGGCGUCACGAAUCAGGACGUUUUCAGGUGGCCUGCGAUUAAGAACGGCACCCACAAGCAGAAUCUGGGACUGUACAUUGCUUCACUACUCAUGCCGGGAGUUCCUAUUCUUUCCUGGGGCGAGGAACAGGAUUUCUAUGUUCUGGACAAUCAGGCCAAUAACUAUAUCUUCGGUCGCGGACCCAUGUCAUCUGCUCAAGCGUGGCAGCUUCACGGAUGCUACAAGCUGGGAUCCGACAAGUACUAUGACUUUCCGCUCGAACGCGCCCUCACCGGAUGUGGAGACGAUUCCGUCAGCCUCGAUCACCGGGAUCCUUCUCACCCCCUGCGUGGUCUCAUCAAGAUGAUGUUCGAGAUGCGCCAAAACUACCCAGUUCUCAAUGAUGGCUGGUACCUGCAGCAAUUGUCCAACCAGACCGUGGAUAUCUACCUGCCAGGCAGCAAUGGGACACCAACCGAGACAGGCAUGUGGAGUGUGAUGAGGUCGCGGUUUGCGGAUCUGCAGAAUUUCGACGGCCAAGGCCAGGGCAAUCAGAGUGUCUGGCUCGUGUAUGCAAAUGAUAACAAAACGGUCAAUCAUCAAUUCAACUGCAGCGACAAGGACGCGUUGAUCUCGCCAUUUCCCGCAGGGACGACAGUGAAGAACCUGUUCCACCCAUUCGACGAAUAUACGCUGGUCAACAGCUCGAUGACGCUUGGAUUUGAAGGGUCGGAGCUUCCUAACGGGUGCUAUCCCAACCUUACCAUGCCCGCUUGGGGGUUCAAAGCCUUUGUUCCGAAGGAUAAGUUCGUGUCGCCUUCCCCAUACAUAACGAGUUUUACCCCGGGGCAUGAUGCGCGUCUUGUCUCCAACGGCACUGACGGGGAGACCAUACGGAUCGGCUUCGAAUUUUCUCAAGAGAUGGAUUGCGAUCAAAUCACCAACUCGUUGACGGUCACGUCCACAGCGCUCAAUGACGAGAGUGCUCAGCUGAACACGACCUCGGUCUCUUGUAAAGCUAUUGCCGAGACGGAAGUGGCGGCAUGGCCAGGGGCAUUGACGAGUGUUUUCAGCUAUGAGGCAAAUUUGUCCAAUGUCUUUCCAGGGAUUCAUAGAAUCACCGUGAGCAAUGUGACCACUGCAACAGGAAAUCAAUCCACGAACUCGGUCGACCACUUUCUUUUCCGUAUUGGGGAGACAACCAAUCCAAUGGUCUGGCCCCAGCUGGCCAACUACAGUAGAACUUUACUGUUCGAAACCCCGUCAUCCGACACGGAGCCCUUGUCCGUGAUGCCGCACGCCCCCGGUGCCGACAUGUGGCGCUACUCGCUGGAUUUUGGAGCUACCUUUAGUGCCUGGAUGACAUAUACCGGCUUCAAUACCUCGAUCCCCGGCAAGAACUGGACCGGGACCGCCAAACAGGCCUGGGAUGGAGAGCACAUCAUCGCCCAAUACUGGAGCAAGCUGGCCGGAAGUAGUGAUCACUGGCUCCAUGGAGACGCCCAGUGGGCAUACAAGCCGCCGCGGCGCUUUCCCAACCUCUUCAUUGAAGGCGACUUCAAUCAGUAUGGCUACGAUGCGGGCUACUCGAACCAAAUGGCUCUUAGCAACGUCACAGGUCGGUGGGAAAUCAACUUCAUGGGCGAAUGGCCCGUCCAGGUUGCAUUCAAUGCCUGGGGCAUGAACGAAGACGGUCUGCCCGAUCAAACUCAGGUGUUUGGGGAUAUCGAUGGCGACAACGUUCUGGACCAGGUUCCACCCGUCACGCUGCUCAGUAAUGUAUUCAACGUGACCAUUCCGCCGCCUUCGCCUUAUCUGUCGUUCAAACUCACCGUGGACGACGGCGAUCUGAGGGUCUACGCCGUUCCCGCCGGAUCGAGAUGGGUUCAGCUGGCCCUCUUUAUCUUGCUCGCUGUCAUCCCGGUCGCUACCGCGGUCGGCGCUGUCUAUACUUACCUCAAGGCGUUCUACAAGGUCAAGUUCAACCAAAUCGGCGUCACGGAGAAAACGUCAACCUUCGCUCCAUUCGUGAGUGUCUUGCACAAGGCGACCCGCUCUGCAGAUGACCGGGAAGCAAAUUCCGGACUUGAUCGAACCUCCAUGAUCCCGACCCUGUCUCACGGUGCCAGUGUCGUGGGUGCCACGGUGAACGUCCAACGGCGCACCGUACUCAUCGCUACCAUGGAAUACGACAUCGAAGAUUGGGCCAUCAAGAUCAAGAUCGGUGGGCUGGGUGUGAUGGCUCAGCUGAUGGGCAAACACCUGACUCAUCAAGACUUGAUCUGGGUGGUUCCCUGUGUUGGAGGCGUCGAGUAUCCCAAGGACGAUAUCCAGGAACCGAUGGUCGUCACCGUUCUUGGGAACAAGUAUCAAGUUGACGUCCAGUAUCAUCGGCUGCACAAUAUCACGUACGUCUUGCUCGACGCGCCCGUGUUCCGAGCGCAGUCCAAAUCGGACCCGUAUCCAGCCCGGAUGGAUGACCUGCAUUCGGCCAUCUUCUAUUCAGCCUGGAACCAAUGCAUUGCGGAAGCCAUCAAGCGAUUCCCGGCCAUUGACCUCUAUCACAUCAACGAUUAUCAUGGCGCAGCCGCUCCGCUGUAUCUUCUACCGCAGACGAUCCCAUGCUGCCUGUCUCUGCAUAAUGCUGAGUUCCAAGGCCUAUGGCCAAUGCAUACCCCACAGCAAGUUCAAGAGGUGUGCAAGGUUUUUAACUUGAGCCAGCCAGUGGUGAAGAAGUAUGUGCAGUUUGGUGAUGUUUUUAAUCUCCUUCAUUGCGCUGCCAACUAUCUGAAAAUCCACCAGAAUGGAUUCGGUGCCGUGGGUGUUUCGAAGAAGUACGGUAAGAGAUCGUACGCGAGAUAUCCCAUUUUCUGGGGCCUCAAGAGCAUCGGGGCUCUGCCAAACCCGGACCCAUCCGACCUGGCUGAGUGGGAUCACAACGCAAGCAACAAUGGGGAGGUCACUAUUGACGAAGAGUUCGAAGCCAGUCGUGCCGCACUCAAGAAACAAGCGCAGGAAUGGGCAGGACUUAAAGUUGACCCAGAGGCGCAGCUGUUUGUGUUUGUGGGCCGCUGGUCCAUGCAAAAGGGCAUUGACUUGAUUGCGGACAUUUUCCCCUCCAUCCUUGAUGCUCAUCCCAAGGUCCAGUUGAUGUGCAUUGGACCAGUCAUCGAUCUCUAUGGAAGGUUUGCCGCAAUGAAACUGAACCGGCUGAUGGAGCUCUACCCCGAACGCGUCUUUUCCAAGCCAGAGUUUACCGCCCUGCCCCCAUUCAUUUUCAGUGGCGCUGAAUUCGCUUUGAUUCCUUCGCGAGAUGAACCGUUUGGUCUGGUGGCUGUCGAAUUUGGCCGGAAAGGGGCGUUGGGCGUGGGAUCACGUGUUGGUGGCCUUGGGCAGAUGCCAGGAUGGUGGUACACGAUUGAGUCAAUGACCACCAAGCACCUCACUCACCAGUUCAAAUCGGCCAUCAAUGACGCUCUGAGGUCAUCUCAUGAGACCCGAGCGAUGAUGCGCGCACGAUCCGGCAAGCAGCGCUUCCCUGUCGCGCAGUGGGUUGAGGAUCUUGGGAUCCUUCAAACCACCUCGAUCGAGAAGCACGCGAAAUACUCGAAGCGCCACGACCGCAGCUCCUGGAGGUUUUCCGGUAGCAGCACCCUGGUUCCCGACAUCAUGCCCAACGUCCGCUUCUCGUCCAGCUCAAACAACAGCCGCGAACAUAGCCGAUCGCGCAGCCCCACCAUCUCGGGCUCGCCUCGCAGGCCGAUUCCAGUGGAUUCGAGACCCGGAACUCGACCCGGCCAUGGCCGCGUUCCCUCGCUGCCGGCAAAUCUACCCUCCAGCCUGAGCAUAUCCCACGACCCCGAUACUGACAUGGAGUCCCCACGCAGACCCUUGUCAUCCGCCCAUCGUGUCGGACCGCGAGUCAUUUACACUUUCACCCCCGACGGGGAAGAUUUCGAGCACACGCCAGGGGUCACCCAGGACGACUCUAGUGACCGCCCACCCUCGGCCCUGUCGCCGUCCGGGGCUGCCAAUACUCCUCAUUUCAAUAACUCGGGAGCGAGCACCCCUUCUCUCGGGCCAGGGCCAGAAGAUGGCUUGCUGGGUCGAAGAAACCUCAGCCCGUUCAUGAUGAGUCUGGUCAGCGUCGAAGAUAUUAUCCGGGAAAAGGAAGACUACAACCUGCAGAAGGUCAGUCCAUUCUUCACGGAUGCCAAUCAUGAGUACGCCGACAAGUUUGCCAAGAAGCUGGCGGAUCUGAAUGGCAAGAACUCGGAAGACCAACUGUGCAUCGAGUUGUUUAUCGAGAAGAGUGAGAAAGACUGGUUCAAUCGAUACCGCGACGUCAAACUGGGCAAGUCGCCUCUUCCGUCUCCGUCCCCUUCGGUCUUUCGUUUCAAGAUCCAUGACACCAGUCGACCGCCGACCCCGGCGGCGGCUGCUCCUGUUGACCCAAACGCUGGGCAAUUCCUCCUCCCGAAGGACUAUGUUCCUCCGACGGGGUUGAAGCGGUUCAUGUUGAUGAAGCUGGGGGAGUGGCCGGUGUAUUCCAUCGUCCUGGCUAUUGGCCAAAUUCUUGCCUUGAACUCGUACCAGAUUACGCUCUUGAACGGCCAGGUCGGAGAGACGGCAGAAAAGCUAUACAUUCUGGCGUCCAUCUAUCUUGCCUCUUCGAUCGGAUGGUGGAUGGUUUUUCGUCUUGUGCCAUCCGUCUAUGUGUUGACCUUACCUUUCUUGAUGUACGGGUUUGCCUUUCUAUUUGUCGGGCUCGCCGGUCCUAUCCACAACAGCACGAGUCAAGAAUGGCUGCAGAAUGUGGGUACCGGGUUCUAUUCGAUCGCGUCGUCAAGUGGCUCGAUUUUCUUCGCCCUCAACUUUGGAGAUGAAGGUGGAGCGCCCCUUAGCUCAUGGAUAUACCGAGCCACCGUGAUCCAGGGCAGCCAGCAGCUAUGCAUCAGUUUCCUGUGGUACUGGGGCAGCUGGAUGGCCAAUCUCAACCAGCAGGGGAGCACCCAAUUCAGCCUCACCAUGACCAACCCCCGGGCAUUGCUCGGGAUCGGAAUUGGCCUGGCCUGUCUGCUGUGGCUGCUGGCCGGCCUCGUCUUUUUCGGACUCCCUGCGUAUUAUCGAAAGGCGCCCGGUCAAGUGCCAACCUUUUACCUAUCCCUCUUCCGUCGUCGGAUCAUUCUUUGGUUCUUCUACAUGGUCUUUAUAUCCAACUACUGGCUGUCCGCACCGUACGGACGGAACUGGCUAUAUCUCUGGUCUAGCAAGCAUGCCAAGGUGUGGCAAAUUAUCCUCCUGGUGCUGUUGUUCUUCAUUGUUGUCUGGGCCGCAGCUCUCUGGGUCUUUCACGUCUUUUCUAAAAGACAUGCCUGGUUUAUACCGAUCUUUGCGAUCGGUCUGGGGGCUCCUCGAUGGGCCCAGAUGCUGUGGGCAACCUCCAACAUUGGCACGUACGUCCCGUGGGCCGGUGGUCCCGUUGCGGGAGCCAUCCUCGCGAGGGCACUGUGGCUCUGGCUGGGCGUUUUGGACAGCCUUCAGGGUGUCGCAGGAUUUGGAAUGAUUCUUCUGAACACGAUGACUCGCUUUCAUGUCACGUUUACGCUGCUGGCCGCGCAAGUGGUGGGAUCAAUAGCGACUAUCCUCGCGCGCGCCACCGCCCCGGACAAGUUGGGGCCCGGGAAUGUUUUUCCCGAUUUCUCCGCCGGCGUCCGAGCCGGGUUGGAGAAGGCCGACUUUUGGGUGUGUCUGUUGUUUAUGCUGUCCAUCAACGUGCUGUGCCUGUUCUUCUAUCGCAAGGAACAGCUUUCGAAACCUUGA
Messenger RNA from Aspergillus ibericus CBS 121593, 7179 nucleotides. Its product is annotated as alpha-1,3-glucan synthase. Gene Ontology annotation, biological process: fungal-type cell wall (1->3)-alpha-glucan biosynthetic process. Lineage: Eukaryota; Fungi; Ascomycota; Eurotiomycetes; Eurotiales; Aspergillaceae. The record is from RefSeq and is a predicted model, not a curated record. Gene Ontology annotation, cellular component: fungal-type cell wall. Bases 1 to 7179 code for a protein of 2392 amino acids. The transcript has 15 exons. Gene Ontology annotation, molecular function: alpha-1,3-glucan synthase activity.